CAUAAGACACGACCUUCCAAGAACAGCAGACCAUCGAUAUAGUUGGAUACCCUUUGGCCAUAUAUGACGCCCGAAUCCGUAUCAUGUCUUCUUCGUCCUACACAAAUCAACCACCAAAACGUUCUAGAAAAGGAUCAUCUGCCAGAGUAGACAGAAUCCGGCAUCUCAAAUGCUGACACCCAUCCCACUUGCCUUGUGAGACAUUGGCGGUCAUGUACGGGCGCGUGAGCCACACCAAGGUGCAUGGCCACCGACGUGACUGUCCACCGAAUUGCUAUGAUGCCUAGUGUUUUCAGAAGACAGAGACUCAUUAACAACUCACCGUAGUGUCGGCUUGUGUCAUGACUGCCACUCAAUAACCCACGCAUCUUCUACCACGGAUAUAACCAUUUCAACAUUCAUCGUUAUAGAGUACUGACUAUCAUCCGUCUUCCUCCCCCGAUGACUUCACGGACCGAACGCGGGAAAAGGCCGGUUGAUACAGGUGCACCGGAGAGACCAGUCGGACGAAGCAACUCUACUCAAGAACGCGCUUCUCGUGGAUAUGAACGAGACGCAAAUGCGCCCUUGCGCCGGCUUCGCCUUCAUCAGAAAUGCCUAUAUGAGCGUACCCUUCCGGGGAAUGCGUUCAUUUCGGCACACGUGAAUCGCCUACAACGUGGCUACUAUCGGAGUGACUUGCUUCACGAGCCCGCACUGGAUGACGUCUACUUCGUCUCCGUUCAUUUCGUCUUCCACGCUCACGACCAUCGAUCUCAUCGCAUCCGUUCUGCGGUCAUCCGCGUUGGCGUCCAUGCCAAUCCGGACACAGAUGUUGGCAAAACUGGAAUCCCCCGUCAUAGCUCUAGGCCAGCUUCAAACCAUCCAAGGAUCCUGGGUCACGCACCUGAGCUCAUGUAUGGAGCCAUAUCUCCAGAAGAUCUGCAAUGGAACUUCAGCCUGUCCAGUUCACUAGGCAUCUCCCAAGCACCCAUAGCAGCAACCUUGAAUCCAUCCGGUGGUUUGCAGAGUAAUUACAAGAUCUAUGAUAUGAUGAGCAUCCAGGGUUCACUCCGAUCGUUGCAAAGCCCACUAGGCCCCGAUUUUGAUGUCGAGGAUGCAAUGGCAGUGUGGACUUUAGAAGAGAACCUCCUCCAGCGAUCUGGAUUGCCUCGUGAAUUCGACUUUGUGCUUCUCGUUCAUAAACCAAGCUCAGUGAGAGACGUAUAUCUCUCCGUGGAUGUGGACCCGAAGAUCGAAGGGUGGUUUGGCGAUUUCCCUCAGUGGUACCAGAACCUACCCAAAUUCAUGCCCACCCAGGACCGUGCGAUAAGUUUCAGGACCGAUAUUGGCCAAAAGUUUUCUCCGAUUCAUUCGCGUCGAGGCUUCAACUUUGCAGAUCUGCCACGCCCGCUGGAAGAGUAUGUUGCUAUGCCAGGGACCACCUAUCCGACUAAUGCAAUCUCGAGUCCGAACAGACCAGGCACCCGGGAUCCCGACCCUUUAGACGAGCUUUGGCCGGGUCACGAUCCUCCAGAUAGAGCUCGGGAUCCAAUUCGGUGGCCAGACGGCCACAAUAGAGGCUGCCGAAGGGAUUGCAUGCAUUAUACCAACGCGAACAGUCAAAUUGUGAUACCAGAAGCAGCCAAUGUGCGAGUGGUGUAUGAGAAUCCCCCUUUCGCGGCAUGGACGCGAAUAGAUCGGCAUUUGAGUCCUAUACCUAACGAGGGUGAUGCGAGAAAUGGUACCUUACGUCGAAGACAAAGACGAUAUGAGUUGAAGGACGAAGUUCGUGGGUUUCGGGCGGUAGAUAUUGGGCGCAAUCCAUUGAGUGAGCGAUAACUUCGAUUAGAUGCCUGUUGGUAAGAAUUAAAACUGAGCAAGUCAACGUAACGAGAGGUCAGAAAGGUUAUCAGAGGGAUGUUUAAAGACGAGGGAAGUGUGAGCCAGAAGUGUCUUGCUUGGUAUAGAGCCGUAUAAAAUAACCUCGUCCUUUAUCUUUCGUAGAGUAUAUAUUCGAUAUCCUAACGAUAAUGAUACUAAAUAAAGUACCUAUCAUCAUUCACGGUACGUAGAACCGUGUAUACGUUUCUAAUAUCAACGGUAUUAAAGACACAUGACGAGGGUUGACACGACCGACGUACACGACAGGCAGAUGGAUCAUAACGCUUAUUUACUUUACAUGUGUCUUUCAACGGUUCAGGUUCAUGUGGGAAGAAGUGCAAGCACUCGUAGGGAUUAAAGAAACAGGUACAGGCCAAGGUGUAGUGUGGUGUCAGCG
Molecule: messenger RNA, 2260 nt
Organism: Aaosphaeria arxii CBS 175.79
Lineage: Eukaryota; Fungi; Ascomycota; Dothideomycetes; Pleosporales
Exons: 2
Coding region: 442-1821 (459 amino acids)
Source: RefSeq, a predicted model, not a curated record